AUGAAUGGUCUAGAAAAUUCUUUGUAUGAAGUUUAUUCUACAAAGAAGACGGCUAAAGAAUUGUGGGAGUCUUUAGACCGAAAAUAUAGAACUGAGAAUGCUGGCACAAAGAAUAUUGUGGUUGGGCGAUUCCUUGACUAUAAAAUGGUAGCUUCCAAGACUGUGAUUAGUCAAGCUCGGGAAUUCCAAUUAAUCUUACAUGACAUUUCCUAUGAGGGAAUGAUCCUGAGUGAGACCUUCCAAGUUGCUGCUUUGAUUGAAAAACUACCACUUGCAUGGAAGGAGUUCAAGAGCUACCUUAAGCAUAAGCGAAAGCAUAUGAACAUUGAAGAAUUAAUUGUUAGACUUUGCAUCGAAGAAGACAACAAGAAUUUUGAAAAAAGGAGUUCAAAACAAGAUGUGGCUAAGGCCAAUCUGAUGGAGCAAGGUCAAAACUCCAGGGGAAAGAAGAACAAUAAACCCAAUGAUAAAGGGUUCAAGUUCGGACCAAAAGGAGGAAUCUCCAAAAAGUCGUUCAAAUUCCUUAGCAAGUGCUUUAACUGUAAUAAGUCAGGUCACAAGUCAUCAGACUGUAGACUGCUAAUUAAGAACCGUGGUCAAGAGACUAAUAUGAUGGAUGAUAUAUCCAAAGAUGUUGGUGAUAUAAAUCUAUCAGCGAUGGUAUGUUUUGAACAAGUGACCAAUGGAGAUAAACUAUUUAUGGGAAACUCUGCCACGUCUGAGAUUGAGGAUCAGGGAAAAGUGAUCCUAAAAAUGACCUCUGCGAAAGAGCUAACUCUGAACAAUGUGUUGUACGUACCAGAUAUCUAUAAGAACCUUGUGUCUGGUUCACUGUUGAACAAGCAUUGA
Humulus lupulus (European hop) is the source of this 849-nucleotide messenger RNA. RefSeq lists its product as uncharacterized. The record is from RefSeq and is a predicted model, not a curated record. Bases 1 to 849 code for a protein of 282 amino acids. Gene Ontology annotation, molecular function: zinc ion binding; nucleic acid binding. Lineage: Eukaryota; Viridiplantae; Streptophyta; Magnoliopsida; Rosales; Cannabaceae. The transcript has 2 exons.